This is a messenger RNA of Zingiber officinale, 1891 nucleotides long. Its product is annotated as fucosyltransferase 2-like. Bases 58 to 1752 code for a protein of 564 amino acids. Gene Ontology annotation, biological process: xyloglucan biosynthetic process; cell wall biogenesis. Gene Ontology annotation, molecular function: galactoside 2-alpha-L-fucosyltransferase activity. Gene Ontology annotation, cellular component: membrane; Golgi apparatus. The record is from RefSeq and is a predicted model, not a curated record. The transcript has 2 exons. NCBI's taxonomy places the organism in Eukaryota, Viridiplantae, Streptophyta, Magnoliopsida, Zingiberales, Zingiberaceae.
GUUUAUUUAUUAAUCCAAUCGAGAACGUCGAGAAGCGCAGAGGCCGCGGCGAAGAAGAUGAAGCAGAGCCGGAGGCAGGCUCUGCCUCGCGACGAGCCACCGGAAACCGAGAACGAGAUCGGUACGAGUCGUGCUUUUGUUGGCUAUGCGUAUGGAGUCGCGAGGCGGCCCAUCCUUGCGGCGGCUGCCUUGUUCACGCUUCUCCUUCUCCUCAUGGUGUUGUCCGCUUUUCGGCGCAGUUCGCCCUUCGACGUCCUUCUUUCCGGCUACCCGUCACCAGAAAAAACAACCAACGCCACGUGUUCUUCCGUUCCCAAAGAAGCUCGUCUAACGGACAAAUUUCACGGAGGUUUCCUCUCCACGGCGUUGAAUGAAUCCUCCUGCCUCAGCCGCUACCAAUCGUCUCUCUACCGGAAGCCUUCCAACCACACUCCUUCAGCCUACCUCGAGCAGAAACUCCGGCGGUACGAAGCCCUCCAUAAGAAAUGCGGCCCCGGAACCGAACUUUUCCGGCAAUCCGUCAAACACCUCGCGUCCAACCGCACCACCGGACCUCUGGAAUGCAACUACGUGGUAUGGCUGCCGGCCGACGGCUUGGGAAACAGGAUGAUCAGCAUUGCCUCCGCCUUCCUUUACGCUCUUCUCAACGAUAAGGUCCUCCUGCUCCACCUCCCUCGCGACAUGGCCGACCUCUUCUGCGAGCCUUUCCCUGACACUUCAUGGCUUCUUCCUCGGGACGACUUCCCCGUCAAGAAUCUCGACAGGAUUUUUGAGCACGACCCUCAUAGUUACGGGAAACUGCUCAGGAACAAGGUUCUUAGCAACGACAUGAACGUUUCGAGUUCUUCUUCUUCGUUGCCCGGUUAUCUCUACCUCCAUUUGUUGCAUGCUAAUGAUGAUUUCGACAAGAUGUUCUACUGCGGAGAGGGUCAACAGUUACUGAAGAACUUCCCUUGGCUGUUGCUGAGAUCGAAUGAGUACUUCGCGCCUGCAUUCUUCUUCAUCCCGGAACUCCAAGAGGAACUCGACCUGCUCUUCCCGGAGAAAUCGACGGUCUUCCACCAUUUGGGAAGAUACCUUUACAACCCGACCAACUCUGUUUGGGGGUACAUAACCAGGUACCACGAAGCUUACCUCGCCAACGCGAGAGAUGUGCUGGGGAUCCAAAUCAGAAUAUUCGCGUUCGCCAAAGUGGAGUUCGAUGACAUGUUGAGCCAAAUCGUAAACUGUUCGGUGAAGGAGAAUCUACUGCCGGAGGUCGAUUUGGAAGGGUCUAAUUCUCUUCCAGGGAUUACCGAUUCGAAGCCGAAGGCUGUCCUGGUGGCGAGCUUGAUGGGGGAGUACUUCGACAAGCUGAGGGACAGGUACUACGAGCACGCAGCGGUCACAGGCGAGGUGGUGGGAGUGUACCAGCCAAGCCACGAGGAACAGCAGAGGACGGACAAGCUGACGCACAACAUGAAGGCGUUGGCAGAGAUUUUUCUGUUGAGCAUGAGCGACGAGGUGAUUACGAGCCCGUUCUCGACGUUCGGGUACGUGGCGCACGGCCUCGGCGGACUACGGCCAUUGAUCCUGGUGAGAAACCGGAACCAGGAACCGCCUUGUGUGCGGUCUCUGUCCAUGGAGCCCUGCUUCCAUUUUCCACCGUCGUAUGACUGCAUAGCGAAGAAGAAAGUAGACAAAGGAUCGAUGAUGCCGUACAUACAGCACUGUGAAGAUUUCUUCCUUGGUGUCAAGGUGUUCAAUAAUUAAGAAAUGAGAUAGCAGCGCGUAAUAAGUUUAUUAUUAUUUUUUAUUAAUUUUUUUAAAUAUUGUUUCUAAAUGCAUCGGAUAAAUAAAUAUUGUUUUUAAAUAUUGCAGAAAUAUUGGAAUGAAGAAGUGUGCGAGCGUU